Paramormyrops kingsleyae is the source of this 1918-nucleotide messenger RNA. Its product is annotated as retinol dehydrogenase 7-like. Lineage: Eukaryota; Metazoa; Chordata; Actinopteri; Osteoglossiformes; Mormyridae. Gene Ontology annotation, cellular component: intracellular membrane-bounded organelle. Gene Ontology annotation, molecular function: oxidoreductase activity. Gene Ontology annotation, biological process: steroid metabolic process. The record is from RefSeq and is a predicted model, not a curated record.
AGGGAGGUGUAAAAAGAUCAACAAAAGUAUCAGUUAUUAUUAUCAAACACUGAUUUUCACAACAUGCUAGAAUAAUGUCAAAAAUCACAAACCAGUUGAAUACCCGUAACGAUUCGUUACAGCCUGGUAUUCGUUACUUAUGUACUCGAUACUACUCAAAUCUACACCACUAAUACGCAGGGUGGAUAAGUAUGAACCAGCCUUAAGUCAAUAUUAUGCCGUAUGUCUCCAAAGCCAUAAAGUUUUUUCUACUCUUGCAUGUUUAGCAAAAGCGUUAAACGUUAUUCUGCUGAUACUGUUUUUAUUACAUGCUUUAAACAUAUCAAUGUGAUUGUUUGCAUUCUUACGGACUCCGAAUUCCGUAAAUAUGGGACCAGAUUUUACCAUUACAUUUGCCGGUACUCAUGUAUUUGUUUUGCUUGUUGAGACUACUUUAAAUUGUGUUUUUCGUUUUAGUUAAAGUAGAAAUAUUUCAUUUGUAUCGAAACGUAAAUCGUGUUAGUUGUUUUAUCUGGAAUAAAUUCACCACAGUCUGUAUGGUCAGAACGUUUAUUGAAUAAGGCUGUUAAAAUAACAGAAAUGAUGGUGUAAUCUGGGUAUGGGAACCAGGAAAUAGAACAGAAGACUUCAGGCCAUUAUGUAAACCCAUCCUUUACAUCAAAAAGGAGAAGCAGUGUGCACUAUGAUUGAAGCGAAGAACAUCCACCAUGCAAUUAUCCAGGCAGUCUCAUCAAACACUCUGCUGUCGUGUCUGUUGGCUACUGCAGUCUUGGUCGCAUUAGGGUGGUACAUGAAGGACUCUCUGAAAAUUGACGAUAUUCAGCAUAAGUAUGUGUUUGUAACUGCCUGUGACAGUGGCUUUGGCAAUCUGCUCGCCCGGCAGCUCGAUCGGAAAGGUUACAACGUGGUCGCCGCAUGCCUGACAGAAAAGGGCGUGUCGGAACUACAGGCCUCCGCUAGCUCCCGACUGAAGACCGUUCUGCUCAAUGUUACAGACAGCGCCUCCAUUGACAUGGCUGUGGAGCUGGUGCAUGCCGAGGUCGGGGAGAGAGGUCUUUGGGGUCUGGUGAACAAUGCUGGGAGGUCUAUACCCAUUGGUACUUCAGACUGGAUGCAGAUGGAAGACUUUAAGAAGGUCUUGGACGUGAACCUCAUAGGGUUGAUCGAGGUCACCCUCAAAUUGCUUCCGCUGGUGAAGAAGGCCCGAGGCAGAGUGGUUAACAUGUCUAGUGUCCUUGGGAGACUGGCUAUAGUUGGGGGGGGCUAUAGUGUUUCCAAAUGGGGCGUGGAAGCCUUCUCGGACAGCCUGAGGAGGGAUAUGCGGUUUUUUGGGGUGAAAGUCAGCAUCAUUGAACCAGGUUACUUUAAAACGGGGGCAACUGACAUGGAUGCGACUGAGGCAGAUCUUUGGCGACUGUGGAACCAGCUAUCGGCAGAGGUCAAGUCUUCGUAUGGCGACCGCUAUAUGGAAAAAUAUCUGCAAAUGCAGCAGUAUCGCAUGGACAUGCUAUGCAGCACAGAUCUCUCCAAGGUGACUUGGUGCAUGGAGCAUGCCCUGACAGCCCGACACCCCAGGACACGCUACGCCGCUGGCUGGGAUGCUAAGAUCAUAUGGAUUCCUCUCUCCUACCUCCCUUCAUCCAUAACCAACUUCACCUUGUAUAUUCUCCUCUCACCCCAUUUCAGAAAAUGAGCAUCGUUCCCAUUGGCUUAUGCUGAUCAUUGUUCUUCGAAAGUGUUUUUGUCUUUAUGUGCUGUAGCGUAAUGCAUGUAUUUCUUCCACAAAUUUCAUUCACGAAAGUGAAAAUGUAUGGAGGACAAAAUGUGAAUUAAAAACAAAUAUAUAAAUAAUCUUCGGCAUAAAAUAAAUAAAUUGUGGGUAUAAAUAAAUAAAUCCUUCCCAUAGAUAAAUAAAUAA